UGAAGUAUUCCCAAGAACCAACAAAAACACUAAUUAAUUAAGCUUUUCUUCACCAUGGAGAAACAAACAAAUGGAAAAGCAAGAACAAAUGAUGAAGAAAAAAUUCAAGAAUCUCAUGAAGCACAAGCAAAUAUGUGGAAAUUUGUGUUUGGUUUCACAGAAUUGGCUGUGAUUAAAUGUGCCAUUGAGUUAGGAAUUGCUGAUUUUUUGGAAAAAAAUCAAGAACCUAUUAGCCUAAAUCAACUUUCUGUUGCACUUGGUUGUUGUUCCUCUUCCCUCUAUCGUAUCCUAAGGUUCUUGAUCAACCGUGGAAUAUUCAAGGAGACAUCAACCAAAAGCGGCAAAAGCGGCUAUGUUCAAACGCCUCUUUCCCGCCUUCUCAUUAAAGAAGGCGAGAAUAGCAUGGCUGCUUUCCUACUAUUUGAAAGCAGCCCUGUGAUGUUGGCAUCGUGGCACAAUCUUAGUGCACGUAUUUCAUCAAAGGACAAUAGUCUGUCCUCCUUUGAAGCUGCUCAUGGAAAGGAUGUCUGGAAGUACGCGGAAGCUGACCCUAAACACAGUAACCUCUUGAACAAUGCAAUGGCGUGUGACGCUAGAAUAGCAAUAUCUGCGAUUAUUGACGAUUGCCCCGAGAUAUUCAAGGGGGUGAACACGAUAGUUGAUGUUGGUGGUGGUGAUGGAACAACACUUAGAUUAUUGGUGGAGGCUUUUCCUUGGAUUAAUGGGAUUAAUUUUGAUCUCCCUCAUGUUGCUUCUGUUGCACCUCAUGCUAUUGGUGUUGUACAUGUUGGAGAUGACAUGUUUAAUUAUGUUCCCAAAGCUGAUGCGGCCUUCCUCAUGUGGGUUUUACAUGAUUGGAGUGAUGAAGAAUGCAUACAAAUAUUAACAAAGUGUAGAGAAGCAAUUCCACAAGAUAAUGGGAAAGUGAAAAUAUUGGAAGCAAUAAUUGGUGAAAAAGAAGAAAAUAUUAUAAGAGGAUCAAAUAAUAAGAAGCUCAAAGAUGUUGGUUUAAUGUUGGAUAUGGUGAUGAUGGCUCACACAAGCAAUGGAAAAGAGAGAACUACAAAAGAAUGGGCUUAUGUUUUGAAUGAAGCUGGAUUUAAUAGACACACAAUUAGUCACAUUAAUGUUGUUCAAUCUGUUAUUCAAGCUUAUCCUUCUAGAUUUUUACCGUGUUCGGAGACGAAUUUAAAAUGUAAACUCUGUUGGUUUAUCUUUAAGUGGGUUUUACAUGAUUGGAGUGAUGAAGAAUGCAUACAAAUAUUAACAAAGUGUAGAGAAGCAAUUCCACAAGACAAUGGGAAAGUGAUAAUAUUGGAAGCAAUAGUUGGUGAAAAAGAAGAAAGUAUUAUUAGAGGAUCAAAUAAUGAGAAGCUCAAAGAUGGUUUAAUGUUGGAUAUGGUGAUGAUGGCUCACACAACCAAUGGAAAAGAGAGAACUUCUAAAGAAUGGGCUUAUGUUUUGAAUGAAGCUGGAUUUAAUAGACACACAAUUAGUCACAUUAAUGCUGUUCAAUCUGUUAUUCAAGCUUAUCCUUCUUGA
This is a messenger RNA of Solanum tuberosum (potato), 1542 nucleotides long. RefSeq names its product (RS)-norcoclaurine 6-O-methyltransferase-like. Lineage: Eukaryota; Viridiplantae; Streptophyta; Magnoliopsida; Solanales; Solanaceae. The coding region runs from base 55 to 1542 and encodes 495 amino acids. The transcript is spliced from 4 exons. The record is from RefSeq and is a predicted model, not a curated record. Gene Ontology annotation, molecular function: protein dimerization activity; O-methyltransferase activity.